This is a messenger RNA of Brienomyrus brachyistius, 9869 nucleotides long. It is a transcript of the gene dchs2, whose product is annotated as dachsous cadherin-related 2. The transcript has 21 exons. The coding region runs from base 31 to 9711 and encodes 3226 amino acids. Lineage: Eukaryota; Metazoa; Chordata; Actinopteri; Osteoglossiformes; Mormyridae. Gene Ontology annotation, biological process: homophilic cell-cell adhesion. Gene Ontology annotation, cellular component: cell-cell junction; plasma membrane. The record is from RefSeq and is a predicted model, not a curated record. Gene Ontology annotation, molecular function: calcium ion binding.
UCGGACCCACAGAUCGCCGCAGUUUGGUUUAUGUUCGAGGCGUCUUCUGCUCUCAUGUAUAAUCUCAGUCUCACAAUUGAGGAAGGGAUGCCAGCUGGAACAAUUUUGGGAGAUUUGAGUGCCCUUUUACCCGAAAACACUUCAAGCAGUGGAUUCUUUAUAUCGGAGAGCAGAGAAUCGUACGUUUUUAAAGAUCUGGAGAUCAAUGGAAACACUGGUGUAAUAGCAACCGCGGUGGUACUGGACAGAGAGAGCAGAGAUAAGUAUGAAUUUGUGGCAGCCACCUUAACUGGAGAAGUGAUAAAGGUAAGGAUUGAGGUGCAGGAUGUAAAUGACCACUCUCCAGCUUUCAGAAGGGAUACUGUGGUUUUGAACAUUUCUGAGCAGAGUCCCCCUGGAACCAGGUUUCAUUUGGAAGGUGCUCAUGAUGAAGAUGAGGGUGGGUUAGGGACCCAAGGGUACCGGAUUAUAGACAAUACAGUUGGAGAUUUGUUUAAGGUUGAGUGCCGUAGUGGGGGACAAAAUUUGUUCAACUUGGAUCUCGUUUUGUCUGGCAAAUUGGACAGAGAGAUUAAGGAUUUUUAUGCCAUUAGUAUUGAAGCAUUUGAUGGGGGCGUUCCAUGUAAGACCGGUAGUCUGCAGGUGGAGGUCUACGUGUUAGAUGAGAAUGAUAACACCCCAGUGUUCAGCCAAAGCAAAUACCAUGCGCUUCUUAGGGAAGAUGCAGCACUAUUGACCUCGGUAUGCCAAGUGUAUGCUACCGACUCAGACCUCGGUAGGAAUGGACAAGUGGUCUAUGAGAUCAGUCGCCGGCUAAGUGACCCAAGAGAGCUGUUUGUCAUCGACAGUGCCACUGGGUUAAUUCGGGUAAAUAACCCACUGGACUAUGAGAGCCAGCCAUACCACGAGCUGAUCGUCAGAGCUCGAGAUAACGGGAUCCAGCCAGAAUACACCAGCACUCUGGUGGCGGUGACGGUCCUGAAUGUUAAUGACAACAGGCCCACCAUAAACAUAAUGUUCCUCAGUGAGUCUGGGGCUGGGGAGGUCUCGGAGGGGGUUAGUAUGGGCCAUUACGUAGCCAGGAUCUCUGUGUAUGACCCUGAUCUGGGGGAGGUCAACGGUGUCAGAGCUUCCCUGGAAGGCGGUGAUGGGAAAUUCACACUUAAACGAUCAGAUGAAUUUGUUUUCUCCCUCUGCGUCAGCGGUGAGCUGGACCGGGAGAAGAGUGACGUAUAUGAGCUUACGAUUGUGGCCUCUGAUUUUGGAGCCCCUUCCCUGUCCAGUGAGCGGACCUUCUUGCUCAGAGUGACCGACGAGAAUGAUUCCCCACCAGUGUUCGAGAAGCACCUCUACAUUGUGAACAUUUCGGAAGAUGCAUUUCCUGGAAGCACACUUCUGCACGUUCGAGCUGGAGACCUGGAUGAAGGGGUCAAUUCAGUUGUCCGUUACUCAAUGAUGAAACCAGACCAAGGCUUCCCGUUCCAUAUAGACUCUGAAGCAGGACUCGUUACUACAGAAACAUCGCUGGAUCAUGAGCAAGAAAGUGAAUUCCACUUCUCGGUAGUCGCAGUGGAUAGUGGAUCUCCACCCUUAUCUUCCACGGCCAGUGUGACAGUAUAUGUGGAGGAUAUCAACGACAACAGGCCAGUUUUUGAGAAGCAAGUGUAUAACGUAUUUAUUCCGGAACACUUGGCAAUCGGAAGCUGCGUCCUUCAGGUCACUGCGCUGGACACUGACGGCGAUGCCUUUGGCGUGGUGCGAUACUCCCUCCGUGGUGGCCUCCAUCCCUAUGACCGACGGCCUCCCUUUCGAGUUCAUCCCAACUCCGGCAGCAUGUGCAUUUGCCAGGAUCUCGACAGAGAUGCAGGGACGGUGGAUUAUAACAUACUGGUCAGGGCUGAAGACCCGGAUGGACUGAGUGCCCAGGUGUACGUUCACAUUGAGAUUGAGGACAUCAAUGACAACCGGCCCAUCUUCAGUCCAGAGGUGUACACAGCAAGCAUCAGCAGCUACUCUCUGCCUGGCACUGAUAUCCUGAGUGUGUUCGCCACCGACCGGGAUGCUGGGAUAUUCGGCCAUGUCUCUUAUGACCUCCUCCCCGGGGAUUUCUCCUAUCUCUUCAUAGUAGAUCAGUCCACAGGGGGCGUUAGUCUGAGUUCCUCGCUCAGUCACCUGAGCGGCAGCAGCGUGCGCCUGUCUGUGUCGGCCCGUGACGGCGUGGGCCUCGUCUGCGCCCACCCGGCGGAUAUUACCGUCCAUAUCCUGCACAGCUCUCCAGCUCCCGCCGUAUUUCAAAAGUCACACUACACCUUUGUGGUGUCCGAGGACACCCCCGCGGGAAGCACUGUGGGCACGGUGCGGGCCACCAGUACCCAGGACUCGCCGGAGUCCCUGUCAUACACCAUCUCCUCAGGGGACCCCCAGGGCCUGUUCUCGGUUCACCCACAUUCUGGGCUCAUCAGUACCCGGGGGGCUCUGGACCGCGAGACCCAGCCCUACUUCUUGCUCAUUUUGCAGUGCCAGGGAGGUGCCUCGCCUGUCCACACCAGCACACGGGUUAAUAUCACCGUCGCCGACGUCAAUGACAAUCUGCCGAUCUUCUUCAGGGAUAGACAGGCUGUCACAGUAACCCAGGGUACAGUGGUUGGAACGGCGCUCUUCAUUGCCCAUGCUCAUGACAGAGAUGCAGGCUCAAAUGGCAGCGUCUCGUACCACCUGCUGGAGGACGUUGGUGAUGCAGUCUUCAGUGUCGACACCUUCCUGGGUACCGUGUUUCUCAAGCGAAGCCUUCCCCUAGAUGGACCAGAGAGAUAUUUCAUCAGGAUCCAGGCCCAGGAUGAAGGCACCCCCACUCUGUCCUCCACCAUGACCCUCUCAGUCACCGUGGAGAGUCUAGCUGCCAACGACACCCUGACUUUUGAUGCAUUGGUCUAUAAGGUGGAGAUAAGUGAGAGUGCCGCGUUGAACAGCCAGGUCAUCCAGACCCGGGCACAUGGACAAUACAGGUCAACACCUACAGGAGUCUCCUACUCUCUCCCUCCAAGUACUCUGUCCCUGCCCUUCAGGAUCCACCAUGAAAAUGGUUGGAUUUUCCUCGCCCAGGGCCUGGACUUUGAGUCAGUCCCCAGGUACCACUUCACAGUGUUGGCCACCAAGUGGAAUGAUUGUGCUCCCCAGCAGGCCUCGGCCACCGUUAUCAUUACGGUGCUGGAUGAGAAUGACAACGCCCCCAUUUUUACCCACAAUGCCUAUUUUUACACUGUCCAAGAGGGUCCCUUCCCCAAGGGUCUGAUGGGAACCGUCAGAGCCACAGAUAAAGACUCCGGGAAGAAUUCCCAACUGUCCUACUUUCUGUUGUCUGAUGGGAAGCACUUCCAGAUUAACCCUAACACAGGGGAGCUCGUCAGCUGGAUCGCUCUUGACCGUGAACAGCACACCCACCACUUCCUGAAGGUCUUGGUGAUUGACCAUGGUCACCCUGGCCUGAGUGCCACCGCCCACGUUCAUGUCCUUGUCACCGAUGUGAAUGACAACCCACCGCAGUUCACCAGCCAGACUGCAGGCCGGCAGCUCAGCAUCCAGUUUUGGGCUGGAUCACCGGCUGGCUCCUUGGUGACCACUGUUCACGCUGAAGAUGUGGAUGCUGGGGAAAAUGGAACAGUCCACUACUUUCUUAUGUCAGACGACCCCGGUCACUUCAAGAUUGACGGCAGCAGCGGAGAGAUCCGAACCACGGGACGUUUCUCGGAGAGUGAAGCAGCUCAUUACGUUCUGACCGCCGUCGCAGCUGAUUCCGGGCCAGUACCUCUCAAAGAGACCAUCGUGAUCCACCUUCAGGUUCACUCCGUUGAGUGGGUGGAUGCCACCGGGGACAGAAGCAAGACCCAUAACUUCAGGCAUUUCUCUGUGAGAGAGGACAUCAGGCCCGGCACCAUCAUUGGCUACCUGGGCUCAGCAGCAGACCACGAUGUGCCGAGUCAGUAUUCGGUUGCCGAGAGCGAUGGCGGUCUACGGUUUGGGAUCGACGCCACCUCAGGUGGUUUGUACGUCAGCCAGGAGCUGGACUAUGAGUCUGCGACCCAGCACUUCCUCAGGGUGCGAGUGGAGAGCAGCGGCCGGCGCUCUGUUCACAACCACUCGCUGCUCGUGGGCAUUAACGUGGAAGAUGUGAACGACCACACCCCACGCUUCCCAGAUGAUGUCCUCACAUUUGGUGUGCUGGAGAACCUGCCCACAGCGACAUUUGUCUACACAUUCAAUGCUGGGGACAGAGAUGGCACUGCAGCCAACAGUGGCCUAAGCUACUCCAUUUCUGCCGAUCCCAACUUGCCUUUCAUCAUCCACCCAUUCACCGGCACCCUGAGCACAGCCAGGCCUAUUGACCGAGAGGCAGCCGAGAGCUUCGUCUUCACGGUGACCGCCAUCGACCAGGCCGAGGACCCUUCGGAGCGCAGGAAGGCCUCGUUGACCGUGCAGGUCUUCGUCCAGGACGUCAAUGACCAUAGCCCUGUGUUCAUGUCCUCAGACUCCACGCACGUCUUUGAGGACACUGCUGUGGGAACUUUGGUGCACCACUUUGUCGCUAGGGACGACGACCUGGGAGAAAACGGCCAGCUGACAUUCAUCAUCGAGUCUGGAAAUGAGGAUGGACUCUUCGUGUUAGAGGACAAAACUGGUCUGCUCCACCUGGCUCGCUCACUGGACUACGAGCUGGCAAAUUUUCACGCCAUAGUGAUGAAGGCUGUGGAUGCUGGCCAGCCGCCCCACGCCUCUACGCAGCAUUUUAUGGUCGCUGUGCUUGACGUCAAUGACCAGGCCCCUGAGUUUGAACACAGCGUCUACACAGCAGCUGUGGCUGAGAACCGAGAGUCUGGGGAGCAUGUGAUCAAGGUGACGGCAUUUGACAGGGACUCGGACGUGAGUGCCGCUGUCAGUUACAGCCUUCUGCCUGGCCCAGGGUUUCGAUACUUCACCAUAGACCCUAACACCGGGGAGAUCCGCACGGCAGCCCAGUUGGACCGUGAGCUCCAGGAAAGUUUCCCACUUCUAGUUCUGGCUCGAGACAGUGGGACCGGGCCACUCUCUGGCACCACCACGGUCCUCUGCACCGUGCUCGACGACAACGACAACACACCCCGCUUUUCCAGACCCACCCCCAAGGUCAGCGUGCCAGAGACCCUCCCUCCAGGAGUCAUCUACAUCGCCCAGGCUGACGACGCGGAUACUGGGCCCAAUGGCGACAUACGUUACGGCAUAGAAGGUGACACCGAUGGUUGUUUUGCCAUCAAUGUUACGAGUGGAGCUGUAAGCACAUUGCGAAGUCUGGACAGAGAGAAGAGAAGCAGUUAUACCAUCAUCAUAGAGGCUCAUGAUCAGGGAGCCAUUCCCAGGAGUUCCCUGGCCAAACUCCAGGUUCUGGUUCUGGACGAGAAUGACAACAGCCCAGUCUUCAGUCAGGAGGCCUACCAUGUGUCUAUCAGUGAGGGCGCGCCCGCAGGAUCUGAGAUCCUGCAGGUCAUCGCCACCGACAAUGACCAGGGCUCUAAUGGGGAAGUCACGUUCUCCCUUCUGGAGGACACGUUGGGCAUGUUCUCCAUUGACGAGUCCAUAGGCAUACUGAGGACUGCCCGGCUGCUGAACAGGGAGGCUCAGGGGCAGUAUACCUUCCAUGUCACUGCAACCGAUGGUUGUUCCCAAGGACCACGCAGUUCCAUCGCCACGGUAACUGUAGACAUCGAGGACGUCAACGAUAAUGCUCCAGCCUUCGCAGAGAACCUCAUUGUUUGCCUGGUCUCCAAGGACACUGUGGUCAACCAGACCAUCGUCACCAUGGUAGCUGGUGACGGUGACCUCGGGAACAAUGGGACGGUGACAUUUGGCUUAUCCGAGUCGGACAAAUUCUUUAGCAUUGACCGCAACACUGGGGAGAUCCGGCCAAAAGCGUCUCUGUCACCCGGCAUCUUUGUCUCAAGACUCCUGCAUGUGAUCGCUUCAGACCUGGGGGUUCCAUCUCUGUCCUCUUCCUCUCUGCUUCUCAUCCAUCUUGAAGAAGAACCCAAACUGCGGUUCACCGAGGAUUCCUACAUGACUUCAAUUCCCGAGAACAGCAAAACUGGUUCCUGGAUUGUUACUGUAGUCGCUGUCGGUCAAGGCACCAACCAAUGGACUAUUAAGUACAGCAUUUUCAACGGCAAUGAUGACAAGGCUUUUGCCAUAAACCAGGACACCGGUGACGUCUCUGUGAACAAGGAGACCUCCCUCGAUUUCGAGCAGAAGAAGGAAGUCCGGCUGGUGGUUCUGGCAGAUAAUGGCCAAGAGACGACGCACUCCGUGGUAGUCAUCAAUGUACUGGACGUCAACGACAGUGCACCCAUGUUCAAGCAAACAUAUUACAGAACGGCAGUGUGGGAAGGACAAGCCCACGACACUUACAUCAUGCAGGUGUUUGCAGAUGAUGCAGACAGUGGCGUCAACGGACAGAUAGAUUAUUUCAUCCUGUCUGGAAACCAUAACGGCUCCUUCCUCAUCGAAACCACAAGGGGCAUCCUGGCUACGAGUGCUGUCCUGGACAGGGAAGUCAUCCCAUCUUACAAGCUGGUUCUCCAGGCUGUCGACAGAGGAACCCCUCGUCUAACAGGAACCACCACCGUCCAGAUACAGGUGGUGGACGUCAACGAUAACACACCAGUAAUAACCCCCAUGGAGCCCAUAACCAUAGCAGAAAAUCUUCCAGCUGGUCACAUGGUCACGCAAGUGAUGGCCAGCGACAUGGACCUCAGCUCCAGCAUAACUUAUAGCUUUGCAGAAUGGGGCAGCUCAGGUGGGCAAUUUACCAUUGACCCCUACACUGGCAUCAUCACACUGACCCGAAGUUUGGAUCACGAGGACCGGUCUGAACACACGCUGAGGAUCCGCGCAUCAGACUCCGUCCACCAGACGGAAGCAGAGGUUAAGGUUCUAGUGCUGGACGCCAACGACAAUCCUCCCGUCUUCACGGAAGAAUCUUAUCAGGUCCUGUUGCCAGAGCUGACAUCAGCUGAUACCUCUGUCUUGACCCUGAGUGCCUCUGACAGAGACUCCGGACUCAACGGCAUCGUCACUUACAGACUUGUCUCGCCACCCACAGAAGGCUUCUUCAUCAGUCCAGUGAAUGGCUCUGUGUACACAAGCAGACCACUGAGAAACAUCACCAGUGGAAGCACCAUAGAGUUCCUGGUGGAGGCUUCAGAUGGAGGAGACCCUGCCCUAGAAGCGGUCACUUCUGUUUACAUUCACGUUGCAGAUGCUAAUGACCACGCCCCGCGUUUCAAUCAGGCCACGUACCAGGUGACCGUGGCCGAGGAUGCUGCGGUGGGCACCACUCUUCUGUUGCUCUCAGCUGAGGACCAGGACUGGUCCUGGCAGAACACCCGUCUCAUAUACACCAUCACCGGGGGUGAUGAAGAUCAGCGGUUCUGCAUGGAGGUCAGCGUGGUCCAGUCAGGACCCUGGAGGAGGUCUGUGGGGAAGCUGGUGCUGCGUGCAUCGUUGGACCGGGAAGUGACCGACAGCUACACCCUGACUGUGACCGCCUUUGACGGAGGACAGCCCCCGCUUGAUGGCUCCGCCCUGGUCAAGGUGACCAUGCUAGAUGUCAAUGACAAUACGCCAGCUUUUGAAAGCAUGGAGUACCACGUGCGGCUCAGUGAGCGCAGCCCGCCUGGCACCAUGCUGACACGGGUGUUGGCCCAAGACCUAGACCAAGGGCCAAAUGCCCAAAUCCAGUACGAGAUCAUUUCUGGAAACAGCAUUGGGUGCUUCAGAAUGGACCACCUCUCUGGCUCUCUGGUGCUGAACCAGAGUUUAGACUAUGAGGAAGACGCUAGGUUCGCGCUGACCAUCCAGGCUUCCGAUGGGGAUGGCUUGGGGAGAAGGAACGUGGCUUUCUCAGUGGUUCAUAUAUCUGUGCUGGAUGAAAAUGACAACUUCCCAUACUUCACAUUCCCUGUGCUGAACUGCAUCGUGACAGAGAAUCAGCCCACCUUCUCCCCUGUCUGUGCCGUCCAAGCAGUCGACCUUGAUGCUGGACCCAGUGGUCAUCUGACCUAUUCCAUCCUUUCGUCUUGCUUUUUGGAUUAUGAAAGUGGGAGCCCAGAGACAAGUCAGGCCUUUGCCAUAGAUGCUGUCACUGGGAACAUCCACACAGCACAGGUGUUGGACUAUGAAAGGGAGAGCCAGUACUGCGUUCUGGUGGAAGCCAGAGAUAUAGGAGACCAGACAGCUACUGUGAGAGUUGAGAUCGAUGUCCAAGGGGAGGAUGAGUUCAGCCCAUUCUUUACUCAACACCUCUACCUCUUCCAGCUGCCAGAGGAAGCAGAACAUGGGCAAAUCAUCGGUCAAGUGGAAGCAACGGACCGUGAUGGCGGCCUGGACGGAGUCGUUGAAUACUCGCUAGUGAGCCCCUCAAUGAUUUUCUCUGUCAACAAAACGAGCGGCACUAUCCACCUGUCAGACACGCUUUACAGAAGGGAGAGAAGGGAAAAUCUCGUCAAGCUGUUGUUGAAGGCCGGAGGUCCAAAGUUGGAUUCCAGGUCUGCUUCAUGCCUGGUAACUGUAAAUAUAUCUGGUAUCGGAGCUACGAUGGCAAGAACAACCCUUGACGCUCAGACCAUCAGCCUCAGCAUCUUUCUGACGAUGUGUCUCCUGCUACUAGUUAGCUUCCUGGCCCUGCUUCUGAGACAGCGAGAGAGACGAUGUUCAUCACCGGUCCCUAAACAGGAACAUAGCGUGGACACAUGCAGCAGAAUGGAGGGCCCAGAUAUUGCAGAGUUUUGUGAUUUCAGCAACUCCAUGGACCUCCAGGUGAAGGGAGAACUAACCAGGUCUUACGGGAUCUCAGACUCCAGUGGGCGGGGCUCUGCGGAAGGGGAGACUGCAGAGGAUAAGGAGAUCAAAAUGAUCAACGAGCAUCCCUGCCAGAAGAGUGCCGGCUCUGUGCUCAGUGACAUGGCAUCCCGUGUCCCUAACUCGGGGGUCCCUCGGGAAUCAGACCAGCUGUCCAGCCCAUCAGAGUACAGCGAUGUGGAACCAGUCACUAUGGCGGUGGGAACAGUGAGCUUCGAGAACCUCCACACAUUGAGUGAGGAGGGUGUGGGGGAGGGAAGGCUGACACGUAGGGUCAGGCUGCCCGACAGCAUGGACAGUGUGAGGGACGACACUGCCCUGUCUGAGAGCCAGAUAUCGAUGGGCGGCUCACUCGCCUCCCUGGUGUGCGGUGAGGAGGAGAUCCAGGGCAGCUACAGCUGGGAUUAUCUGCUUGACUGGGAGCCUCAGUUCCAGCCUUUAGCCUCUGUCUUCUCAGACAUCGGUUUGCUUCCUGAUGGGGCGGCACGGACACAUAGCUUGCCGAAGGAUUCACUCGGGUUCCUCCAGCCUCCACCUCUCAUCACAUCCGUGGCCCACCCCAGUAUCAGGGCCGUGGCCCCCAGAAUGCCCCUGAGAACAUCUACAAUGGCAGGGAGGCCUUCGUUCCCCAAACACUCCUACUCUCCCCUAGGCAAGAACACUGGUCUCACACCCACCAUCAUGACCCCCAGCUUCUCCCCUGCAAUAUCCCUGCUCACCAUGCGGACCCCCAGUGCCUCCCCAUUGGUUUCAGAGACAGGACUGGGGGGCCCCGGCAGGGCAUGCUCACAUCUGUGCAAAAUUGCGGACGACGAGAUAAAACUGUAGGUUACUCCCGUGUCAGGAUGCAUUGAAAUUGCAUUCAUCGCAAUACAAACGGACAGUUUAUCGCCCCGGAAACCUGCCAGGGUGGCCUCCACAGGAUAAAAUUUAGUGAGUGCUUCAAAGUAACUGAUUAUGGAAUAAACUGUAAAGAUACAAAGAUU